Syngnathus typhle (broad-nosed pipefish) is the source of this 1453-nucleotide messenger RNA. It is a transcript of the gene hpxb, whose product is annotated as hemopexin b. NCBI's taxonomy places the organism in Eukaryota, Metazoa, Chordata, Actinopteri, Syngnathiformes, Syngnathidae. The coding region runs from base 71 to 1414 and encodes 447 amino acids. The record is from RefSeq and is a predicted model, not a curated record. Gene Ontology annotation, molecular function: heme transmembrane transporter activity. Gene Ontology annotation, biological process: intracellular iron ion homeostasis; heme transport. The transcript is spliced from 10 exons.
AAACAUUCAAAGACACACAGUUCCAAGUAUAAAAGCCCAACUGGUAGCCAUCUGAUCAAGAUCGCUCACCAUGAAGCUGUUCGCAACUCUCUGCUUGGGCCUCGUACUCCGCCUCAGUGCAUCACUGCCCGUUCCAGAUGUAACCAAAGAAGAUGGAGCUGUCCAAGAUGCUGCCCUGCCGAACAGAUGUGAUGGGAUAGAAUUUGAUGCGAUCACUCCAGAUGAGAAAGGAAAAAUAAUCUUCUUCAAAGGCGCCCACUUGUGGAAAGGCUUCCACGGCCCAGCCCAGCUCUCCAAUGAGUUAUUCAAGGAACUUGAUGAUGAUCAUAACAUUGGCCACGUUGACGCCGCCUUUCGCAUGCACGAUCCGGAGAACCACGAUGACCACGAUCACAUCUAUUUCUUCCUGGAUGACAAGGUGUUUAGCUACUAUAAUCAAACUCUGGAGAGUGGCUAUCCGAAAUCAAUACAGGACGACUUCCCCGGAGUCCCAUCUCACCUGGAUGCAGCUGUGGAGUGUCCAAAAGGAGAGUGUGUGACCAACUCGGUUCUCUUCUUCAAGGGUCAUGACGUGCAUGUUUAUGACAUCGCCACCAAAGCUGUUAAAACAAAGACGUGGUCCGACUUGCCCGUGUGCACGUCUGCUUUGCGCUGGCUGGAGCACUACUACUGCUUCCACGGUCACAACUUCACUAGAUUCCACCCGGUCUCAGGUGAGGUGAACGGCACCUACCCAAAGGAUGUCCGCGAUUACUUCACGGACUGCCCCAACUUUGGCCACGGAGGAAAUUAUAAAAUCCCUAAAUGCAGCGAAGUCAAAAUAGAUGCCAUCACCUCGGACAACCAAGGCAAAAAAUAUUUUUUUGCAGGACCCAUCUACAUGCGUCUGGACAGUCAGCGUGAUGGUCUUCACGCAUUCCCCAUAGCGAGGACGUGGAAGGAAUUGACCAAUGGUGUGGAUGCUGUCUUCUCGCACGAAGAUAAACACUACAUGAUUAAGGGCGAUCAGGUGUACAUCUAUAAAAUGGACCCGCAUAAGACCCUCAUCGAAGGUUACCCUAAAUCCCUUAAGGAAGAGUUGGGCAUCGAGGGACAUGUCGAUGCUGCUUUUCUGUGCGGGGAUGAAAAUACCGUUUCCAUAAUCCAAGGAAAGAAGCUUUACGACAUUGAUUUGUCGGCCACGCCAAGACAUGUGACCAAAGACUACCUCCUGCCCAUUUCUGACAUUGACGCUGCUUUAUGCGAUUCAAAGGGAGUUUAUGUGUUCAAAGGACCAUAUUAUUACCAUUAUGAGACUGCCUUCACCUUGGGUAUGGCUAGAAUAGCCCCUGUGGCUGACAGUAUAACCCCCGAUAUGAUGGGAUGCCUUGAGUAUACACAAACUUCAGCUCACCAUCAAAAGCAGGUCAUGUGAAUAAUUCCAUUUUGGUGAAUAAACAUUUAUAAAAGGUUC